Messenger RNA from Acanthamoeba castellanii str. Neff, 411 nucleotides. RefSeq lists its product as uncharacterized. The transcript has a single exon. Bases 1 to 411 code for a protein of 136 amino acids. NCBI's taxonomy places the organism in Eukaryota, Discosea, Longamoebia, Acanthamoebidae. The record is from RefSeq and is a predicted model, not a curated record.
AUGGGCGAGUACAAGAAGACGAGAUGGACCGAGCUCGGCGUGGUUCAGUUGAAGGAGGACCUCGCCGAUGCCCUCAACUACGUCGAGGAGAUGCGUAACCUCAUCACGCUGCUCGAGAAGGAGGAUAAGAAGUUUCAGAAGAUGCCCUCUGCCUCGCUCGUGGCCUCCACACCCUCGCCCUCUCCGCCCUCUGCCGUCUCUCAUCUCAUCUCGUCCGCCCCCGUGCCGCUCCAUCCUCAAGAGACCAAGGCGAAGGGCCAUUAUUACGAGAAGGAGGAGACGAAAGAGAAGGAGAAGCGAACGAAGAGCAAGCGAGUGAAACGACCGUCGAAGGACAAGACCAAGAAGAAGGACAAAGAGCGAGGCGUCAUCAUGGACCGACUCAACAACUUCCUCUCCUCCAAUUCGUGA